AGUACUUUUCCCACUCUGUCAUGCCAACUUUUUUUUUUUUUCAAGUUGCUUCAUCUCUCCAGUUAGGGAACUUAAUGUUACGCUUUUCUAAAGAAGACGCAGUAGCAUCUAGGACCUUUGACAGCCUGCCCACCUGACUUCACCAGGUUUUAUUCAUUUUACAGUAAGCCCAGCCCCCAUACAAGCAUAAUGAGUGACAAAUGGCAAAAUGCAUAUGACUUUGCUGUUCAAGUGGCAAGAGCAGCUGGAGCGGUAAUUAGAAAAGCCGGGGAGGAUGAAAUAAAGGUCCAGACAAAGAGCUGCUCUGUAGACCUUGUCACUAAGACUGACCAGAGGGUGGAGAAAAUCAUCAUCGGGUCUCUUAAAGAACAAUUUGGAGAUGCACACUGUUUCAUUGGAGAAGAGUCAGUUGCAAGCGGGGUUCAGAUUGUCUUGACUGAUAAACCCACAUGGAUCAUAGACCCGGUGGACGGCACCACAAACUUUGUUCAUGGAUUCCCGUUCGUGGCUGUGUCGAUUGCCUUUGCCGUCGAUAAGGAGUUGGAGUUCGGUGUGGUGUACAGCUGCUUGGAAGACAAGAUGUAUAAAGCACGGAAGGGACACGGAGCUUUCUGCGAUGAUGAGCAGAUUCAGGUGUCCGACGUAAAAGAUAUCAACAAGUCCAUUAUCAUCUGUGAGCAUGGAACUGACAGGAGGAAGGAGACAGUGAGUAAGAUCUUCGGCACCAUGCAGAAGAUCCUCUGCAUCCCAGUUCAUGGGCUCCGUGGGUCGGGGACAGCUGCCACUAACAUGUGUCUGGUGGCGUCGGGGGCGUCGGAGGCCUUCUUUGAGAUUGGGAUCCACCUCUGGGACAUUGCUGCUGGAGUGGUCAUAGUCCGAGAAGCCGGAGGAAUAGUACUGGAUGUUAAGGGGGGACCGUUCGAUUUGAUGUCUCGAAGGAUGCUUUCAGCAAACAACAUGGUUAUUGCUGAGCGGAUCAUCAAGGAAAUUGACCCAUUCGAUGUUGUGAGGGACGACGCUCUAGUACAGCAGAAGAAAUGAGAAUAUCCAAUCCAUGCAUUUUCAAAUGACUACAAGAGCAAAGUCGCUGUACGUCGUAAAUAAAGUUAUUGUGCUUUAAUCACCA
Messenger RNA from Sebastes umbrosus (honeycomb rockfish), 1126 nucleotides. Its product is annotated as inositol monophosphatase 1-like. Gene Ontology annotation, biological process: signal transduction; phosphatidylinositol phosphate biosynthetic process; inositol metabolic process. Lineage: Eukaryota; Metazoa; Chordata; Actinopteri; Perciformes; Sebastidae. Bases 190 to 1041 code for a protein of 283 amino acids. The record is from RefSeq and is a predicted model, not a curated record. Gene Ontology annotation, molecular function: inositol monophosphate 1-phosphatase activity. The transcript is spliced from 9 exons.